AGCAGGAAACUGCAUCUUCAGACUUCUGCUCAGCCACGAGAGGAGCUAGGGUCACCGGACGCCCAGGACCCUUUCACAUCGAUCCAUCUCGCGGGGUCAACUCCCGACCAGUUUCCUCAGCCACAGCCUUACCUGUGAGCUCGGACUUCCCCGACUUCCAGCGGAUGCUCACACUGACGGCAGAGACCCAGGACUGCAGUGAGUGGGACACCCAACCCCUUACUCAGCUCUCCUCCGGUAUCAGCGUCUCCCGCAAGGGGACGAGCAUGGUGAUUGUGCCUUGAAGAACCCUGGCUCUGGACGUCUGAAAAGGUGCUGGCCAUGAAGCUGUUCACUUGCUUCUUGCAAGUCCUGGCUGGGUUGGCUGUGCAUUCCCAGGGGACCCUGUCUGCUGGCAACAACUCAACAGAAGUGGAAGUGGUGCCUUUCAAUGAAGUAUGGGGACGCAGUUACUGCCGGCCAAUGGAGAAACUGGUGGAAAUUGUGGAUGAGUACCCUGAUGAGGUGGCACACAUGUUCAGCCCAUCCUGUGUCCCCCUGAAUCGCUGUACUGGCUGUUGUGGGGAUGAGAGUCUACACUGUGUGCCGCUGAAGACAGCCAAUGUCACCAUGCAGAUCUUGAAGAUCCCCGCCAUCGGGGACCAGCAUUCCUACGUGGAGAUGACGUUCUCUCAGGAUGUGCUCUGUGAAUGCAGGCCUAUCCAGGAGAAGACGAAGUCAGAAAGGAGGAAAAUCAAGGGGAAGAGGAAGAAAGAGAAGCAGAAACCCACAGACUGAGGGACCCCACCUGUACGGUGAUGCUGUUCCCUGGAGGUAACCAGCCCCUCAGAGGAGAAACCCCACACCCAGCUCAUAUAUUUAUUACCGCCACCCUCUCAGAUCCUUCCCUGCUGGUACCUACCCUCUAUUUAUUAGCCAGCUCGUCCCUGCUGAAUGACUUGCUCCCUCCAAGAUAAGGGGCAUGGAAGGACAGGACCCUCAGGAAUUCAGUGCCUUAAACAGAACGUGAGAGAAAGGAAGAAGCCAGCCACGGUUCCGUGGGAGCUUCGGCUUGGGAAGAAGCAAGACAUGGACAAUAGCCUUUCCAGGGGCAAGCCAGGCCCCUGAGGCUCUGGGUCUCCAGGGAACUGGAGAAGGAAAGAGAAGGCCCAGUACCUACCCUGGUUCCCGGCUCCACCCAGGCAGCAGCUCUGGCCCUGGCUGCAUUGAAGACAUGUAGAGGGGACCCAGCCAUGUCCUCUUGCUGCUGGAAUCAACUGUUUACCCUGGAGACCAGGACAAGACAUUUGGCUCUGGAGAACAGAGCUUGCCUGUGGGCUUUGCCUUUCAGCCUAGAAGUUCACUCUUCAUCCUUUGCAAAGCACCACCACCCUGCCCCCUAUCUGGGACACAGGCGGAGUGGCCUGGGGCCGAACAGAGGGCAGGCUGGAUAAUAGCCCAAUAGAUUGGUGGAUUUUUCACAGCUGCAAGCCAGGGGCGUGUGUCCUAGUGGUACGGCUGCGGAAAGCAAGCAGAUUCCUGGAGGGCCCUUGCAGCCCACCAAUCGUCUCUGCCGGGACUGUCUAACUGCCAAGCCAGAUUCUCUUGAAUAAAGCAUUCUAGU
Peromyscus californicus insignis is the source of this 1603-nucleotide messenger RNA. It is a transcript of the gene Pgf, whose product is annotated as placental growth factor. The record is from RefSeq and is a predicted model, not a curated record. Lineage: Eukaryota; Metazoa; Chordata; Mammalia; Rodentia; Cricetidae. Gene Ontology annotation, cellular component: membrane. The transcript has 7 exons. The coding region runs from base 322 to 777 and encodes 151 amino acids. Gene Ontology annotation, biological process: positive regulation of protein phosphorylation; positive regulation of endothelial cell proliferation; positive regulation of angiogenesis. Gene Ontology annotation, molecular function: chemoattractant activity; growth factor activity; vascular endothelial growth factor receptor binding.